Ictalurus furcatus (blue catfish) is the source of this 2711-nucleotide messenger RNA. Its product is annotated as peptidase inhibitor 16-like. Gene Ontology annotation, cellular component: extracellular region. The coding region runs from base 428 to 1165 and encodes 245 amino acids. The transcript is spliced from 6 exons. Lineage: Eukaryota; Metazoa; Chordata; Actinopteri; Siluriformes; Ictaluridae. The record is from RefSeq and is a predicted model, not a curated record.
GGAUUGGAUCUGACGGUGUCCUUUGUUAUCUGUUGCAUUCCUUUUCUUAUGAAAUGGACAGACAGCAGGAAACAGGGCAAGGAUGUUAGGACAUACAAUGCUAGCUAAAAAACUGACGUUUAUGCUCCAGAUGUAAGCUCGUGUUUGGUUUAAUACAUCCGAUAUGGAAGAAGCUUCAUGGAGCAGAUGUCAGUGACUAAACGCCUCUUACUGACAACAGCGAGGCAGCCAAGCGUACAUGUGUGAGCUGGCUUGUGUAUGUGCAUGGAGAAAAUAUGUAAUUUGACCUUGUGAGGGUUGAGCAAGUGUAACAUGGGUGGGAGUUCCAGUCAAAGGCAUCGAGAACUUUUUUAAUCUCUCUCCCCUACCACACUCUUCUCACAUCGGGAAUGAAGUUGGAGGACUGAAGUACACUUGCACGGUGAGGAUGAUUUGGAAAACAGCUUUGCACUACGCCCGAUUCUGGCUCGCUCUGGCUUUGGUGUCCGGCCAGCUCACCGUAGAAGAGAAGGAGCAGAUCUUGGAUUUGCAUAACUGGUACCGCUCCAUGGUCAGUCCCGAAGCUGCUGAUAUGCUACACAUGACAUGGGAUGAUGGGCUAGGUUCGGUGGCUCAAAGUUAUGCUGAUAAGUGCAUUUGGGAGCACAACGAUGAAGUGAAAUACAAGCUGGGAGAAAACCUCUUCCUCACCGAGGGUCCUCUAAGCAUCAACAAAUCCAUGGCUGAAUGGUUUCACGAACGCAAAAAUUACGACUAUGGUACGAACACAUGCGUGUCAGGUAUGUGUGGACAUUACACACAGAUAGUGUGGGCGAAGAGCAGCACCAUCGGCUGCGCCUCACACUUCUGCGAGACGGUUCAGAACACAAACUUCGAGAGCGCCACAAUUCUGGUCUGCAACUAUUACCCACAAGGGAACGUAGGGGUAGAACAACCAUAUGAAGUAGGAGAGCCAUGCUCCAAAUGUCCACUGGAGAUGAAUGAAUGCGUAAAAAACACCUGCGCUCAAAUCGAAAGUACAACGGAGGAAUCCAGUACGGACACGUGGUCGAGAGACACACCUCAGACGAAGCUUGAAGGUUCUUCAGGAUUUACAAAAUUCUCAGUGGAUACACUACUGCUCGCUGGUCUGCUCGCUGGUCUGAUGGUUUCUUUUAUAUUCUGAUGAUUGAACACUGAUAAUGCCACCAAUCUUAACAUGUACCCUAGGAAAUCUCCAUGAAUCAUGGUCGACGUUCCUCGGACGAGUACCUCCUGUUGCCUUGAUUCGUUACCACUAGUCCUUCACAAGUGACAGCACAUACAUCAAAUGUUAGCACCUGUUUUAGAGCUUCUUCAGAUUAGAUUUAGCACAGUUAGAGUUCGCCACAUUCUUUUAUAUCUAGCUAGCUAUAAACUUUAGCUCACCGCUGUCGGCCUCAGAGCCACGCAAAGUCCCGUAGAGAGCCUGUAAUGUUUCCCUUACAAAAAAUGUAUCUGGUUAAUAUUAACCAACUAGCUUGCACUGCAUGCACUGUCUUGUCUUCUGAGUUACACACCUGAUGCAGUCUCAUAGGCGGCAUAGCAAGCUAGCCGGCUAACGCUAGCUCACUUUAUCCAAAGCUCGUGCUAAAGGAAAGAAGUUUUGCACGUUCGCUUUGCUUAUUUUGCACUCAUUAAAUGAGACAGUUGUGCACGAUAUUCUCAUAAUGUUUCCGUAUGGUUUUACUCUCAUAAUAUUUCUUUAAUAUUUACAGCAGCAGAUAUUUACUUUGUAAACAGAUACUAUCUUUGAAUACUUUGACAGUGUCAGAAAGCCAUACUAUUAGUGUUGUCUUUACUAUUUAGACAUAUUACUUGAAUAAAUAGCCAGUGGGUGUGUAUUAAUAGUCAACUCUCCCAAUAGACAACUCUCAGUUGUCCAAUCGAGUUACAAAAUGGUUAAUAUCAUGAUUAGCUUUUUGCAAUACCUUUUUUUCCUACCACAGAGGGCAACAUUUUCAACUCCAGCUGCUCAUAUUGACUUUAAUGCAUUUCAAACAUCAUACUGGUCCUUCCUAACUGUGAUAUAGCAUUCACAUUAGUGUUUCAUGCACAUUUAAGUUUAAAAAUUAUGAUGUUUAGAGAAGAAAAGCUUGUCUUUGUAUAAUUUACUAUAAAAAGGUACUUGGCUCAAGUUGUAAUGACUAAAGUUUAGAUUAUUAUUUGUAGCCUAAGUGUAUGGCAAAAUGUUUGAGUGACACCAUUGUAUGACUCAUCGAAUUGAAAAUGAUAACGAAUUUGUUUUUUAUAUAUACAGUUUGCACUGUAAGUUCAAGUUCAUCGAUGUGAUGAACGCGUUUUGUUUUACUGCAAUGCACUGAUCUGUGAUGAAACCCAGGCUGGAAAAUGAAAUAAGGUCCUGUAUUCUGGGACAAUAAAUCAAACUGGAAAAGAGUGAACUAACUGGACAGAAAGCCUUUUUUUUUCUUUAAAGAAUCGACACUUAACUGUAGAUGUAUAAUUCUGUUUGUGUUUGUUGUUUUAUUUCAUUUCAUGCUAUGACAUUGUAUCAAACUACUAAACAUUUUAAUUACUUCCCUGAUAAACAGGUUUUUCUAACCCUAAGCCCUUCCCUCGACCCUUCAUUUUAUGCAGUCAGGCAUUUUACUUAAAAAUGAAGACAUCUACAAGGAUGUUCUGUUUGUGUUCUACACUGUAAUAAAUGCUCCAAUAAUAAACAAUGCAUGUUC